CGAACGCGCCGGGCGCGAACGCACGGAGCGGCAACACGCGCGGCAUAUCCCGUCAUCGCUUCGUCUCGCUCAGUGUAGCUCGGACGUCGCUUGGCGUCGCCGCGUCGCUCGCAUAGCUGUCAACUGUACAAUUGGACAAUGUCCAGCCGGCCGUAUCGGGAGAAGUUGAUCAACGAGGUGAAGAAGUGCCCCGUGCUGUACGACACCCGGGACGAGAACCACCGGGACAUCAACGCCAGGGACCGCUGCUGGCAGGAGAUCUCCACCAAACUCGGGGUACACUGCGAAAUCCUCAAGCGGGAAUGGAAGAUCCUCCGGGAUUCGAUGCGACAGGCAUUGAAAAGGUCACGAAACACAAACGCGGCCACGUCGGCGAGGGCGCUGGGGAAAAAGUGGCGGUUCCAAAGUCAGAUGGCCUUCCUUCUGCCCUACAUGACCAGGAGAAAUCAAAGACAAUUGCAAGACGUUAAAAUGGAUGAGUCUGCCGAGCCGGAGCAAUCGGAACAGGAACAGGAGGCGGACGCGUGGGACCACGAGAACGUGGGUGAUGAUGAUUCGAUGGACCUGUUCUUCGCCAGUAUCUGCCAGAGCGCCAAGCGGCUGCCUCGCCAUCUACAGAACCAGGUCAAGAGGCAAGUUAUGGACGUGGUCCUCAGAAUAGAAGACGAAUACAACGCGGAGGAUUCCAAAGCCGAGUUGAACAAAAAUUAUACUCAGGCGUCGAUGUAGUACUUAAUAAGAAUUAUUUAUCUGUACUAAUAUCAUAAAGCUGAAGAGUUUGUUUGUUUGUUUGAACGCGCUAAUUUCAGGAACUACUGGUUCGAUAUAAAAAAUAUUUUUGUGUUGAAAAAUAACUAUUCCACGCUGACAAAGUCGCGGGUACAGCUAGUAUAAUAUAUUAAGUACAUAGAAACGUGGUUUUUAAUUAGGUUAUAAAAUUUUAAUUCAUGACAAUCACGUCUUUUUGUCCCUUACGAGGACUGAAAGACCAAGUUCAGCUACAUAGCUCAAUGAAAGGAUUUAGAUUGAAAUAGUUCACCAGCUCCUCGCCUAUAUGAAGAGUCUCAACUGAACCUUUUUUAUGAAUGAUUGAAAUAAAUCAAAUGUUUUCGGUA
Messenger RNA from Amyelois transitella, 1115 nucleotides. Its product is annotated as transcription factor Adf-1. Gene Ontology annotation, cellular component: transcription regulator complex; nucleus. The coding region runs from base 139 to 729 and encodes 196 amino acids. Gene Ontology annotation, biological process: regulation of transcription by RNA polymerase II. The record is from RefSeq and is a predicted model, not a curated record. The transcript has 5 exons. Gene Ontology annotation, molecular function: DNA binding. Lineage: Eukaryota; Metazoa; Arthropoda; Insecta; Lepidoptera; Pyralidae.